Messenger RNA from Dictyostelium purpureum, 348 nucleotides. RefSeq lists its product as uncharacterized. The transcript has a single exon. The record is from RefSeq and is a predicted model, not a curated record. The coding region runs from base 1 to 348 and encodes 115 amino acids. NCBI's taxonomy places the organism in Eukaryota, Evosea, Eumycetozoa, Dictyosteliales, Dictyosteliaceae.
AUGAACUAUCUCAAUAUAUUUCUUAUAAUAAUUUCACUUCUGUUUGCCUUUGGUCUUGCAUACUUUUUUGCCCAUAUUUUUAAUGAAAUACUAUUACUUCACCAAAAUCAAAAUCAAAAUCAAAAAGAGAUCAAUUUAAUUUAUAAAUCUAUGAAAGUUUUUCUUUUAUGUAUAAGAGAACACAUCAAAGAUAGCAAAAAAAUCGAUUUUAUUUAUAAAUAUAUAGGAGACUUUAUGGAAUACUCCAAUGAAAAGGAAAACCCAAGCGAGACUGCAGAUGUAGAUAAUUCUGAUCUCUUACAAAUUCAUACCCCACAAAAACCAAAUCCAUCAAUUUCAACAAAUUAA